CAAUAUGCCAGCCACAUCGAGUUGAGGGCCGGGGAGGCCGUGGUGCGCGGACGCGGGCGCGCGGCGGCGCGACGGUGCCCGGAGCAUGUGAUCGCGUAUACACGGCUCGCCGUCGGCGCCUCAUCGCAGCGGCUGCCUUCCUCUCCUCCGCCCGCGUACGCUGCCUCUGAUGCGCUCCAACAAGACCUCCGACAGACACAAGGCGCGCUCACACGCGGUGCGCUCCGCAUGGCCAGCUCCGCGAUAACACCUCCGUGUCCCCUGACAGCGGAACAGGCGGCCUCCCUCCGCAGACGCGUCCGACAGCGCUCCUCCGAUGCCCUGCACCCUCAGCCUCUCCGGUGCCCCCGCUGCUGAUUUCGACCGGCUCUGUGGCCCGCACGCCCCGUCUUCCGAGCGGUCGAGGAAGAUUUCGAGUGGCACAGGUACGGGGAACGCGUCGCGGGCGGAAGAACCGCGGAGACCCGUCGCUGCUUCUCACUCGCGCUCUUCCGUCGUUGCGCGCGACGGAGCGGGAGCCGGUGCGUUCUCAGUUCUUGGUUCUCAGCUUCGGGUGGCGGAUGUGCGGGGGGCGCCGCGGCGGACGCGCUGACAAAGGCGGGGGGCGCGGGGCAUAACCUCACCGGCGCAGAGCGAGGACGGAGGCGUCGCCAGUUUUUUUGCCUUUGGGAGAUUGUAUUGGACCCGACAUGACGUUGUAGUAAAAUAUGAUUUCCCGCAACGAAGGCC
Trametes versicolor FP-101664 SS1 is the source of this 729-nucleotide messenger RNA. RefSeq lists its product as uncharacterized. The coding region runs from base 317 to 592 and encodes 91 amino acids. NCBI's taxonomy places the organism in Eukaryota, Fungi, Basidiomycota, Agaricomycetes, Polyporales, Polyporaceae. The record is from RefSeq and is a predicted model, not a curated record. The transcript has 3 exons.